UGUCUUUUCAUCAUUUUGAGCUAAAAUCUACGUAAAGUUUCAAUCUUUUUCUCAUUUUUGUCCAAGAUUUCCAAAAGGGUGUUCACCAAAAUCAUCAAUGGCACCACCCUUUACCUGGUGGGGUGGUAAAGAGACCCAAAGGGGUACUCCUGUAGUAGUAAAAAUGGAGAAUCCAAAUAACUGGUCUAUGGUUGAGCUAGAAACUCCAUCAGAGGAUGAUAGUUUCUUGUUAACAAAAGGUGAAAAGGUGAAAAACAAGAAUGCAAAACAACUAACAUGGGUUCUUCUUCUCAAAGCACAUAAAGCAGCAGGUUGUUUAACUUCUAUUGCCUCUGCAUUGUUCAGUUUUGGUUCCGUUAUCCGUCGUCGUGUAGCCACUGGAAAAACAGAUUCUUCCACAAGCAAUAGUUGGUUCUAUUCUUGUAUAAAGGUGUUCGUUUGGUUUUCUUUAAUCUUAUUAGGUUUUGAAAUAGCUGCAUAUUAUAAAGGUUGGCACUUUAAUACUCAUGAUCUUCAUAUUCAGCAUUUGUAUACAUUGGCAAAUCCAUUAGCUGUGAAGGGUGUUUUUGAUUUGCUUUAUUCCAUAUGGGUUGUGGUUAGGGUGGAGUAUUUUGCUCCCAUUCUUCGAUCAUUGGCAAAUGUGUGUAUUGUACUCUUUUUUAUCCAGAGUUUGGAUAGAUUGAUCUUGUGUUUGGGUUGUUUAUGGAUCCGUAUAUGGAAGAUUAAGCCGGUUUUGAAAGAUGGUCCGGUGGAUCUUGAAGAUGGCGAUGGUGGUUACUAUCCUAUGGUUCUUGUUCAAAUCCCCAUGUGUAAUGAAAAAGAGGUUUAUCAGCAAGCUAUUGCAGCUAUGUCUAGUUUGGAGUGGCCUAAAUCGAAAUUGUUGAUUCAAAUUCUUGAUGAUUCUGACGAUUCCACGACUCAGAUGUUGAUCAAAGAGGAGGUACAUAAAUGGCAGAAGGAUGGUGUAAACAUUGUAUAUCGUCAUAGGGUGAUUCGAGAGGGUUACAAAGCUGGCAAUCUUAAGUCAGCCAUGAAUUGCAGCUAUGUCAAAGACUAUGAAUUUGUCGCCAUUUUCGAUGCUGAUUUUCAACCAUCACCUGAUUUUCUUAAGAGAACUGUUCCUUACUUCAAGGAUAAUGAGGAUAUAGGGUUGGUUCAAGCAAGAUGGUCCUUUGUAAACAAGGAAGAAAAUCUUCUAACAAGACUGCAGCACAUUAAUUUAGCCUUUCAUUUUGAAGUCGAACAGCAGGUGAACGGUAUCUUUCUGAAUUUCUUUGGAUUUAACGGGACUGCUGGAGUAUGGAGGAUUAAGGCAUUGGAAGGUUCUGGUGGUUGGUUGGAGAGAACAACAGUUGAGGAUAUGGACAUUGCUGUUAGAGCACAUCUCCACGGAUGGAAAUUCAUCUUUCUUAAUGAUGUCGAGUGCCAGUGUGAGGUACCAGAAUCAUACGAAGCGUAUAGGAAGCAGCAACAUAGAUGGCAUUCAGGGCCAAUGCAGUUGUUCCGUCUUUGUUUUCCUGCCAUCGUUGAAUCAAAUAUAAGCAUUUGGAAGAAAGGCAACUUGAUAUUUCUUUUCUUCCUUCUAAGGAAACUGAUACUUCCAUUUUACUCUUUCACUUUGUUCUGUAUAAUCCUCCCUAUGACCAUGUUCGUUCCCGAGGCUACACUCCCUACGUGGGUUGUCUCUUACAUCCCCGCCACAAUGUCAUUUCUCAAUAUACUUCCGUCCCCUAAAUCCUUCCCUUUCAUCGUACCAUAUCUCUUAUUCGAGAACACAAUGUCUGUGACAAAGUUCAAUGCCAUGAUCUCAGGCCUCUUCCAACUUGGAAGUUCUUAUGAAUGGAUCGUAACCAAGAAAUCAGGACGUUCAUCCGAGGGUGAUCUUUCCUUAUUGGUCGAUGAAAAACCAAAACAUCAAAGAGGUACUUCAGAGCCUAAUUUAGGAGACUUGAAGGAGGAAAUUAAGCAAAAAGCACGAAAGUCUUCGCGGAAGAAAAAGCACAACAGAAUCUAUACAAAAGAAUUGGCUUUAGCUUUCUUGUUAUUGACAGCUGCAGUUAGGAGCCUACUGUCAGCUCAAGGGAUCCACUUUUACUUCUUGCUGUUUCAAGGGAUAUCAUUCCUUCUCGUGGGGCUAGACUUGAUCGGUGAACAGGUUGACUAGUCGAAGAAUAUCAAUAGGCUUCAUGGGGAUAUA
Messenger RNA from Solanum stenotomum, 2197 nucleotides. Its product is annotated as probable xyloglucan glycosyltransferase 12. Gene Ontology annotation, cellular component: Golgi apparatus. Bases 98 to 2164 code for a protein of 688 amino acids. The transcript has 5 exons. NCBI's taxonomy places the organism in Eukaryota, Viridiplantae, Streptophyta, Magnoliopsida, Solanales, Solanaceae. The record is from RefSeq and is a predicted model, not a curated record. Gene Ontology annotation, molecular function: glycosyltransferase activity.